AUGGAAUUAACGUCAGACGUUAUAAGUGACGCGCAUUCAAGAUGGAAUGAUUGUAGACUGACCUGGGAUCCGGCGGCAUAUAACAACCUGACGUUGGUUACGGUGGCGUAUGGUGAGAUAUGGGUGCCAGAUAUCACGUUAUACGAUAGUUUUUCCGAAGGUGAAAUGCUACCCGGAAUAAGGAAUUAUCGUGCUUAUAUUUCGUCUUCCGGUUCUGUGACAUACAACUUUCCGACAGAAGCCAAAUCUAUCUGCAGACUCAAUGUUAGAUACUUCCCAUUCGAUACACAGGAAUGUUCACUACAGUUUGGAUCCUGGUCACAUCACGGCAAUGAACUAGACAUGGUUAAUAGAAACGAAAAAGGUGAUCUCGACUACUACGUCAACAACACAGAAUGGACCGUUAGCGAUUUUCCAAUAGAACGACAUGUGGUAUACUACAACUGUUGUCCGGAACCAUACCCAGACGUCACGUUCUACGUCAUAAUGAAACGACGAUCCACGUUCUACAUACUGACAAUGGUAUUUCCGUAUAUGUUGACAGCCCUUGUGUCAGCCUUCGGUUUUGUACUUCCUGUAGAAUCCGGGGAGAAAGUUUCACUCCAGGUCACCGUUUUGUUAUCCUUGGCGGUAUUCAUGCUGCUUAUCUCGGAAUCUCUACCGCCAUCGUCAGACAAUUUCCCAGUAAUCGGUAAAUGA
Molecule: messenger RNA, 699 nt
Organism: Mercenaria mercenaria
Lineage: Eukaryota; Metazoa; Mollusca; Bivalvia; Venerida; Veneridae
Product: neuronal acetylcholine receptor subunit alpha-10-like
Exons: 4
Coding region: 1-699 (232 amino acids)
Biological process (GO): monoatomic ion transmembrane transport; synaptic transmission, cholinergic; signal transduction
Cellular component (GO): synapse; membrane; acetylcholine-gated channel complex
Molecular function (GO): acetylcholine receptor activity; extracellular ligand-gated monoatomic ion channel activity; acetylcholine binding
Source: RefSeq, a predicted model, not a curated record